AUGGCACCUCAGUUAAUUUCCAAGAAACGUAAAUUUAUUAAUGAUGGAGUGUUUGAAGCAGAAUUGAAUGAAUUCCUCUCUUGUACUCUUGCGGAGGAUGGUUAUGCAGGUGUCGAAGUCCGAGUAACUCCAAUCAAAACUGAGAUCAUCAUCAGAGCAACUCGCACACGAGAAGUCCUUGGUGUCAAGGGCCGUAGAAUUCGUGAGCUUACUUCUCUUAUUCAAAAAAGAUUUAACUUUCCGGAAGGUAGUGUGGAGCUUUUCGCUGAGCGCAUUGAGAACAGAGGACUUUGCGCAAUGGCCCAAGCUGAAUCCUUACGCUAUAAGCUACUCAAGGGUGUUGCUGUCAGAAGAGCAUGUUACGGUGUAUUGCGUCAUGUUAUGGAAUCAGGUGCUAAGGGAUGUGAGGUCAUAGUUUCUGGUAAGCUAAGAGCCCAAAGAGCAAAGAGUAUGAAAUUCAGAGAUGGUUAUAUGAUUGCUACUGGCCAGCCUUUCAGAGAUUUUGUUGACAAGGCUGUUCGUAAUGUUAUGAUGAAACAAGGUGUAUUGGGAGUACAGGUUAAGAUUAUGCUUCCAUAUGAUCCCGAAGGUAAAACUGGGCCAUCUAAACCACUACCUGACGCUGUCGUGGUUAGAGAACCCAAAGAAUAUCCUAUUAACCAAUAG
This is a messenger RNA of Cryptosporidium ubiquitum, 666 nucleotides long. RefSeq names its product 40s ribosomal protein KH domain. The transcript has a single exon. Lineage: Eukaryota; Apicomplexa; Conoidasida; Eucoccidiorida; Cryptosporidiidae. Bases 1 to 666 code for a protein of 221 amino acids. Gene Ontology annotation, biological process: translation. Gene Ontology annotation, molecular function: structural constituent of ribosome; RNA binding. The record is from RefSeq and is a predicted model, not a curated record. Gene Ontology annotation, cellular component: nucleus; cytosolic small ribosomal subunit.